Molecule: messenger RNA, 5533 nt
Organism: Anopheles bellator
Lineage: Eukaryota; Metazoa; Arthropoda; Insecta; Diptera; Culicidae
Product: F-BAR domain only protein 2
Exons: 17
Coding region: 66-3758 (1230 amino acids)
Biological process (GO): clathrin-dependent endocytosis; clathrin coat assembly
Cellular component (GO): cytoplasm; plasma membrane; clathrin-coated vesicle
Source: RefSeq, a predicted model, not a curated record
UGCACAGAUUUGAAACCGAUCCAAGGAUUUUCGAUACCGUCGUUCGUGGAUUUAUAUCAAGCAAGAUGACUGUCGAUUUCAACGAUUAUUUUUGGGGAGACAAAAACAGUGGCUAUGAGGUGCUGUACCAAAACAUGAAGUAUGGCCUGUCGGCCACUAAGGAACUUGCAGACUACUUUCGCGAGCGCUCGAACCUGGAGGAGUACAAUUCGAAGCUGUUGACGAAGCUUGCUAACAAGGCGGGCUCAAGUGGUGGCGGUACAUUUUCGCCACUCUGGAUCAUCCUAAAAUCCACCACCGAACGCCUGUCCGAGUUGCACGCCCAGAAGGUGCAGAAGCUUACGGAACUGGUCAAAAACGUCACCAAAUACGCCGAAGAUCUACACAAAAAGCAUAAAGCGGUGAAGGAUGAAGAGUCGGGUACACAAGACGCCGUACAGGCGAUGAAGGAAUCGACCAAUGCUGUCGCGAAGGCAAAGGACGUCCAUAACACACGGCUGCAGGAGGUGGAAAAGGCGCGCAAGGAGAGUUCUACCAAAGAGAUAGAGAAGUCGGAAGCGAAGCUGCGCAAGCACCAGGAUGACUACAAGGCUUUGGUGGAGAAGCAUAACACGAUCAAGCAAGAGUUUGAGAAAAAAAUGACAAUAACCUGCCGGCGUUUUCAAGAAAUGGAAGAAGCUCAUCUAAAGCAAAUGAAAGAGUUCCUGUGCUCAUACAUGGAUAUUGCGCAGAAUAAUUUCGACCUAGUUGGACAGGUCCAUUCGGAUUUGAAACGUCAAUUCCUAGAGCUAACGGUAGAUAAGCUUUUGGAGCAGUUUGUUCUCAAUAAGUACACUGGUUUGGAAAAACCGGAGUUGAUUGAGCUUGAUUUUGAAAGCGGCGCUGGUGGAGCCAGUGCUACCAGCAACAGCCAUCAGUUGCUAGUAAACACCUCGACCGGGCCUAGUAGUAGCUCUCCCGCGCCGUCGUCCUCCGUUGGCGGUGGGCUGCUCGAAUCGCCAACUCUGUCGGCCAACAGUGCCACACAGCCGAUCGCUAUCGCAGGUCCACCGAUGAAAAAGGAAAGCCACAUUCGAUCGUGGUUCAGCUCGAGUUCGACGGCAGCUGUGCCGACUAACUCACCGGUUAAUCUGUCCACCUCACCCACGGCAAUCUCUGUAGGUGGUGGUCUCCGUUACGACGGAUUAGGUGGCAGCGACGGGCAACAGCAUCAACAACAACCGCAGCUGCCAAUGUCUUUGCACCAUCCGCAGCGGGCCAUGUCUCCAAUACCGACCGGAAGCGGCGGGGCGCAACUAAACGACAGUACAACGACCACGGUGAAUGUAUCCGGAUCCGCACAAAGUACGAGCAAGCAAACAAGUAAAUCGUUCUACGGCGAUCUGUUUUCCUUCAAGCAUAGCAAUCCCUCCGCUAACCACCAUCAGCAACAAGAAUCUUUACAGCAACAGCAGCAACAUCAGCAGCAACAACAACAGCAACAACAACAGCAACAACAACAACAAAAAUCUUCCCGUCGCACUACUUCCCUUCUAAACCUCUUCAUGUCUAACUCGCAGGGAAGUCGUGAUAGCCGCGACAGUCGAGACUCGACCGCGAGUGGUACGGGUGGCGGUGGUAUAACGGGUGCCGGAGGUACUGGCGGUGGAGCCAGAAAUUCCUUGUCUUCCACCGGAGGCACUGUUUCCGCCCCGACCAGCCCGAACGAUCUGGAGACCGGCAGCAGCGGAGGAACUAUCGACCAGCAUCAUCAACAGCAGCAGCAGCUAGCGUCUUCGAACACGGCCAGUUCGUUUAUGGGGCGGAAUGCUUUACUGCGAGGCUCGAAAUUUUCUGGAUUCCUGCGUAGCCGUCGAGAGAAGGCCAAGUCGAAGAAAGCCAAAAAGAAGAAGGACUCAACGGAAAAUUCCGGUGCCAAAGAGGACAAUAUUUUGGACGGUGACAGUAAAGCUGAAACGGGAACUACGGAUGCAACGAAUUUGCAAACAACUUCCGCGAUCAGUGCAUCGAACGUAGCUCCAACGGCCACCCCCGAGGUCGAUGAGGACGGUUACAGUAUACAACCACGAGAAACGACGUGGGACAGUGCCACUAUCACCGAGAAAAGCAAUAACUUCUAUUCCAGUUCGGACAGUGACAGCGAAGACGAGCGAGAGGAACGCAAAAUACACGUCGAAAUUAAGCCGCUUAAUAACGGGGCAGCACCAAUCUCGGCCAGUGUCGACGAGUUGAGAGCAACGGUUGAAAACCUUUCGCUUUCACCCAUCGGUAUUCUGACAUCGCAACAGCAGCAUCACCAACAACACCAAUUACAUCAACAACAGCAGCAGCAACAACAACAGCAACAGCAGCAGCAGCAACACGCGCUGCACCAUCAACCGUCGAUCGGAAAUGCUUCGCUGCUGAACAACAAUGCGGCGCAUCUAACUAGUCCGAAUGCAUCGAAUGCCUCAACCCCAACCACUGUGCACCCGUACGCGCCGCUUCAAAGUCCAACCUUGUCGAUGUCUACUAGUUCCAACAAUCGAUAUGCCGAUCUGGGAGACAUUUUCUCCGAGGUCGGCGACAUCAGUGUUUCGGCGCCCGCUUCAGCAAAUCUAACCAAGCUGUCGCAGCGCCAGAUUCCGACGCCGACCUCAACGGGUGGUAGUAGUAUCGCCAUUCCGAGGCCACCGUCCAGAAGAUCUGAAGCAGCGGUUGCUCGCGACCGUGUUAGUCCUGCCUCACAAAUUGCCCGUGCCGACAGUGUCGGUAGCUUGGAGUUUCGUAGCCCAAGCGUCGGUAUCGGUUCGUCCCGCGGUCCGUCUCCACUGACGAUUGGAAUGUCGGAUACGAUUCCAUUAGCAGUUGCAUUCCACGAAAUCAUCCAUGCGUAUUUCAAGGGUGCUGACGAGUCUCGUUGCCAGGUGAAAAUGUCGGGCGACAUGAUGAUAUCCUUCCCGGCCGGUAUCGUCAACGUUCUGACCAACAACCCGAACCCGGCCAAGCUGGGCUUCCGUAUCAAAAACCUACAGAAUCUCGACAACGUGCUGCCGAACAAGCAGCUCAUCUCGAUCGACCGGCUGCAGUCAACCAGCUUUAGCACCACACUCGAGUUCAACAUGCCAGUAUUGACGGCGAUCUUGCGGCGCCAGUCGGAGCAGAACCCGACCGCACCACACAUCAACGUCGACAUCUUAAAGUAUCAGAUAAAGGCAAAACCGGGCGCCUCUUCCUGCCCGUUCCAGCUCGUCUCAUAUUGGAAGUGUGAACAGCGGCACACGGACAUCAAAAUCGACUAUAAGUACAACAGCCACGCAAUGGCGCAAGCGUCACCACUGCUGAACGUGUCCAUAUCCGUGCCGGUUGAUGGUGGUGUCAAAAAUGUACAAUCGAAACCACACUCCGCCUGGCAAGGCGAGUCGAAUCGAUUGGUGUGGAACUUUACGGACGUAUCACAACACUCCGAGAGUGGUGGUGUAGAUACGCUGCGGGCGCGGCUCGAGGUAAGUUCGGGGCCGUCAACACCGGCCAUCAUUUCGUCACAGUUCAACUGCGAGGGUACAACACUGUCCGGAAUUGAGUUCGAGCUUGCUGGCACCGGCUAUCGGCUAUCGUUAGUCAAGCGUCGUUUUGUGUCAGGAAAGUAUAUCUGCGAAGGCGACGGCAUUCGGACGGCGAAAACUCCUACCCCACCGAAUGUGUCCGGCGUCAUGUCUCCAAUACCUUUCAGUACGAGUAAAUCGGGCAACACUCCGUCUGGCGGUACAACCGGAUAGUAUCGGUUUUUGUAUUAUUAAACCAAACGCAAGAUCGUUCGAUCGGCGUCAUUUAUGGGUCAGCAGCUUUGUUGGCAGAGGGGAAGGACGUUUAUUUUCCUUUUCCGGUGACCCGCGUAUUGCACAGAACGGAAGUUACCAUUCUUUUUCAAUGUCCGGCAUCAUUGGGCGUGAAUUGCACCGGAAAACAGGGGAACGAAUAGGUGGUUUAGUUAUUUAGUUCUCAAUACUAGGCUAGACUAACAAGUGAACUAAUUACGGAAUAGUCCAAGGAAAGACACGGAAUAUAUGUGUACACAGAAAUGAAACAGAAGACAAGAUUCAAAAAUUAGAUUUUGAGAUGGUUGUUGACAUCCGUUUGAAGUAUAUAUGGCCGGUUCUCUGGCAAGGGAGUAGUGUAUAACCAUUAUUAUGCUUUAUUGUAUAAGGUGCCUUCCGUUGCGGCUUACCGUCGCUAGUCCGCGUAGUACUUUCUGGAAGCCCUGUGACUUGUUUACAACAAUUAAGUGAAACGAACGUCACUUGACUUUUAAUUGCAAGUUGUAGUUAUUAUCUCUUUUCCAAUACUUCGUACGUGUCGUGUAUGCUUUAAAUAAUAUUAAAUUGCAUCAAUCGUAGGCAUUUGUGUGCAGCAAACGCAUCACAAAUUGCGCCUUUUGUUUUUUUAUUAAUUAAAUGUAUAAUACUUUAACGGAAAAAAUCAAAUACAAAGUAGGGCUACAAUUGGUAAAGCGAUAGCACGAAACGGAGAACUCAAAGAAGGCUUACCAGAAUGCUCAUGCACCCGUUUUUCCGUUACAGUACUAUAGCACGCUAGUUCAAAUACUCAUAUUUUGUCCUUUACCAGGGAACAAAGUUUCCUUCCCAAUCAGCUGACAGGGUUUUUGUUUUUGUUAUACUUGAUGCAGUUGAAUUUAAGCUCCUUGCCGUUAAGGGAGCGCAGUUUGUGUACUCGGUGUGUAACCAAUGUAAAACGACCUGUGUAGAAACCUUAGGCAUAAUCCUCUGUAACCGCUUGUGGCCUCGGGAUGUGUGAACUGUGGUGACUUACCUCUCAUUUUCCGCAAUCCCGAAAACGUCUGCGUUGAGGAACGGAGAAAAAGAGAUUGAGAAUCUUUAGGUAUGGACUAGCAGUAAAAUUAGAUAAAAGUGCAGAGUAACGCUUCAUUGAGGGCGCGCGAUAGCUGCAGCAUCAGAGCAGGCGUGAAGAAAGACUCCAUCAAACCUUGUGUAAUAUGUAUAGGUUAGGGAAGACGUUUUCUUUUCCGUAUUAUACCUAUACAUCAAAACGAAAAGCAUUUCCAGAUAGGAACAGGAAACGUAACAUUCAUUCUCAAGUAUCAAUCUAUUAAUGAUGCGCACGUGCAGUGGGGACGAAAAUGGAAUAAAAAAAAUCUAGAUUAAUAGUGAAGGUAAAUAAAUUAUGAAAUGAAACAAAAGUUCGAAGAGAAUUAGAAAAGGGGAAAGAAAUAUUUAGGCCAGAAUUGAAGAAACAUCACAGAUUAAGUGCAUUCCGUUGCCGACUUCCGGAUGUGAAUAUUGCAAAGAUUCCACAAAAUUAGCGUAAUUCUCUCUUGCUGUUCCUUAAAAAUGGCCGAAACCUUUUCUGGCAUCGGUACAAAGUUGGUGUGUUUGAUUUACCAACAGGUUUGUGUUGACUUUCGGAUCAAGUUGUCCUUGCUUCAAAGUUCCGCCCAUUGCAAUGGCCUCCUCUUUCCCCUUUUUUCGUGUAAACACUUAAGUCGUCAGAUAGGAAACGCGUAGGGUUUUGUCAA